This is a messenger RNA of Neospora caninum, 4581 nucleotides long. RefSeq names its product putative 30S ribosomal protein S1. Gene Ontology annotation, molecular function: mRNA binding; structural constituent of ribosome. The transcript has 7 exons. NCBI's taxonomy places the organism in Eukaryota, Apicomplexa, Conoidasida, Eucoccidiorida, Sarcocystidae. The coding region runs from base 1 to 4581 and encodes 1526 amino acids. Gene Ontology annotation, biological process: translation. The record is from RefSeq and is a predicted model, not a curated record.
AUGGGCGCCUCAGUUGAUUGUUGCGCCGUGCCUCGUCUCUUCCUCCUCUUUUCCUUACUCGUCACUGCACUGGUGGUUUCGGGCCGUGGCAGUGUGGUCUUCCCCGCCACAGGUCGGCUCCUGCCUCAACACUGCAGCGUCUCGAGCCGCCUCCAUGUCCACCUUGACCAUCCCCGCCGACACGGCGUCAGCCUCUUCGCUUCCAGUGCCUCUCCCGACAGUGCAGAUCGCUCCAAGACACUGCGCUACACUGUCGCGUUUCCUCUAGGCUUCCAGCCGAACGUCACUCUCUGUUCUUUUCCUGCUGGGGCCAUCCGUCAGAAACCUGUGUGGCGGCCCCCGGCUGCUGCUUUCCGCAGGUGUCUGUUUUUUCUUUCCUUUUUCGGCUCUCGCGGGUUCCAAAGCAGCUCUGUUUCUGGAACAAGGUCGAACUCAGUUGCGUACCUGUCGGCGCUUUCUGGCAGGCUACUGCCUCUUCGGCGGCGGACCGGGGCCCCGGUGUCUUGCCCCUGGUUUUCUUUGGUGAAAUGCCGUCUGCCCAGGCACUCCUCUGUCCCUUUGAAAGGUGACCGCAGACGCCUAACGCUUGCUCUGGCCCGAGUGAAUGGCGAAGAGAAGGCCGGGCGUGAUGGAGACUCAGACAGGGAAGGCGACGCGCCGGGAAGCCCCCCCUCCGGCGACGCCGAAGAUCGAGAACUGAAUGCCGCCGGGGGAACGGUUAGAAAAGAGAAAAACGGUGAACACUCUGCUUCGCAGGCUGGCAGCUUGUCUGACCAAGUACAGUCGCGUGGAGGAGGCCCGGACUCCUCCCCGCGAAACGAUGACGCCUGCAGUUCCAAUCUGCCCGAUGUCCCGCCAGGUUUAGAUGCUUCUUCCUCCUUGUCUGCUUCCUCCUCUCGUCCUGCUUUUCCUCCUCGCGUGUAUUCGCCAAUUCCGGAGAUUGUCGGGCCUCCUGGCCGCGCAUAUCCGUUUCCCCUGCCUCAGUUGUCUUCAAAGUUAACUGGAGUUCCAGAUGCGCCGAAGCCAACCAAGCAAGGACAAGCGGAAGAGCGCUCCUCCCGGCCCUCUCCGAUAUCUCUCCCUCGCCCCUCGUACCUGCGGCUGCUGCCUCACUACCCGCGAAUGGAACCGCCUCCGGUAAACGACGGCCUGUUGGAGGAAAUUUUCUCGGCCACGUCUCGCGAGGAACUUCACGCUUCCCUGGAAAAGUUGCAGGACUCCAAGUACAUCGAGUGGCUUUUUACCCCGCAUACGUACCGUGACACUGAGGGCUUCCUGGCUGCAACGGACCCGGACGCCAUUCGGGCCCGUUUCGCCGGGGUGUACAGACACCACAAAGAGCAGCUGGAUCGAUGGGUGGAGAGCUUGCGGCUGCAGCCAGGCAGGUCCGUUCGCCUGCCCGCUCUAACCGAGGAGGAACGAGACAAGCUUUUGACCCUGAAGGUCCCAAAACGCUUCAUUGUACGGCGCCCGGACAGACUGGAGAAGCCGGCGGUGGCUCUGCGGUGGAAAGAAGGCGGCCUGGCAGCUGACCGCGAGCUCAUCGACGCUGGCGGUCCAGGGGGGUUUGUGAGGAACCUUGAGGUCGAGGCGUGGGCAGCCCUCUUCCCGGUAGACGAGGAAAGACACAGCGCUCCCACAGGUGCCCACGCAGCCCGGGAACGACUUGAACUGGCGACCAGGCUGCAGAUCCGAGAAUGGCAAGAAGAAAGGCGUGCGAUGGAGCAGGUAGCUACGGAGCCGAGCCAGUGGGAAGGCGAAAGACGAGACGGCCGCAGCGAAGACCCAGCGGCGAAGACGCCAAAGGGACACAUGGAGCGACAAGACGCAGACGAAACCCUCCCGGACGGACUGCGGAAAGCGGCCAGUUUGUGCAGCAGCGAGGAAGGAACAGAAAAACAGAUGAGUGCGCGCGUUCGAGAAGCCGCAGAAGCUCUGGCCAAACAGCAAAUGCUCGCAAGCAUGGGCCUCCCCUCCUCCGUCCAGGCUCUCAUUGCCCGAUACGGUCACAUUACGCCCGACAGUCCAGCAAUGGCCGCUCCAGACGCGCGAAGUGCUUUGCAGCUCCUGCAGCGUGCGGUGGCGGACUCGGAAUCUUUUCUGCUCGGUCACCUUCAUCGAGGUUUGCAGUCCGACGAAGAUGUCCAAGUUGUUCGGAGACUUGUCCAGGCCCAGCGCGAGCGGCACGCGGCGCACGGCCGCCCGCCCCCACGAACUGGACACGCGGUGGAGUUCACGCCGGCCAUGUUCCAAGACUGGGAAGAGACAGAGUCCUACAAAGAGGUUCUCGCCGUCGCCGCGGUGGCGACCAAGAGACGACUGGAAGCAGCCCGCAGGGUCGUGGAGAGCGCUGACGCGAAGGCGAGGAACCGAGGCACGCCACUCGUUGCGGGCGGGGAGGAGAAAAGGGGGGGAGGCGACGAAACGGGGCAGGAUGCGGAGACAGAGGGGACUGCAGUGGAAGAAGGUGAGGCAGAAGGCGCCACCUGGAGAGAACAUCCGAAACAGACGGGAGAUGGGGAACGGGGACAACCUGAUCCGCUGCCUGUUCCGGCGAGGCUUCUUCAGGGCGCUGCAGCGGCUGCAAAGGGCGGCAUAGGCGCGAGGGCUCUCGAGGCGGUUCAGUGGGUUCUCCGCGAGGAAAUCAGGAAAGAGCAGCUCAGACGGGACAAUGAGGAGCACCAUUCGAUGAUGGGCACGAUGGAGGCCAACGUGGUUCGCGCGAGAGACGAACGGCAAACGGAGCUCUUGAGACAGGAAAAGGACCUGAACCUCCAACAGCUGAGGGAACGAGGCAGAGGAAAGACACCCGACGGGAGCACUGUUAGGGAAAGCAUCGUGGGAAGGCAACACCGCGAGCAGCCACGCCACGGUGCGGAGGAACUGGCCGCAGAGCAGACGCUCAUGGGCAGCCUGGAGGCUCUGGCGCCGACUCACGAGGAGAUGGUUGUGGACCGGUUCCGGCGGCUCUCGAAAGAGUUGGGCGAAGCGUCCGGCCUGUAUACGUUCGAGAGCGAGGCACGGGGCCCGCGGGGCCUGGAGAAUCUCAGAGAGUCCGAGGGCAACGAAGCUGCACAAGCGCCGGAGAAAGAAGUUUCGGCGGCAGCACCCAGCGACGGCACACGCAAUGCCACCGAAAGAACAGACGGCGGCGGGCGUCUCGGUACGGGUGGGAGAUCUCUCGAGGAUGCCUCGGCACCUCGUCCCGUCGGGGACAUUUUCGCCGAGAUGGAGGAGGCAAUGCAAGCAGAAUGGAAACGGCGCCUCGGGUACCCUUCUCUCAAGGUAUAUCCCGGGCAGCUCGUCAAAGGCAAAGUUGUGAAGGUGACGCCUUCCUUCGCGUACAUCCACGUUGGGUACGUGUGCGAGGGAGAACUGAGGCUGGACGAGGUCCUCCUGGAGGAGGAGGAGGCCCCCAAGAACGGACUGAAAGCUUUCUUCUCCGUGGGCGACGAGGUGUUCUGCGAAGUGAUCAAAGUCGGAGACGCAGAACUGAUUCUCUCGCUGCAGACGCUUCGCCGGAUCGCCGCUUGGGAGCAGCUUCUCGCGCUCCAGAGGGAGGACCAGCCUCUGACGGCUACGGUACUCCACGCGCACAAAGGUGGGGUCGUUGUCCGCGUGCUCGGACUCCGAGGAUUUCUGCCCGCAUCGCAGCUGCCGACUUCCGUGAAGCCGGGUCCCCAGCUCGUGGGGGCGCAACUGCGCGUUGCACUGCUUCAGGCGGACGUCGAGAAGCAGCGACUUCUCGUCAGCAGCCGCAUUGUGCAUAUUCGCGAGCAGAUGAGACGCGUGAAGCCAGACCAAGUCGUGGAAGGCGAAGUUGUGUCAAUUCACCCAUUCGGCGUCAUGGUGCAGUUUGGCGAGUGCCGCGGCCUGCUCCACGUCAGCGAGGUCUCUGCCGCACGCGUGGAAAGGCUGGAAGACGUUCUCCCUCUUGGAUCUCGAGUCCGAGCUCUCGUCCUUCAUUACGACAAGCCCACAGGCAAAAUCGCUCUUACCACGAAGCUUCUGGAGCGCUACCCGGGUGAGAUGGUGCGGGACUCUCAAGCUGUGUUUGACGCCGCCAUGGACACGGCCGAAAUGUACGCUGUGAGGAAGCGCGAAGAGAAGGCAGCCCGACGUCAGGCGGCGCACCAGUUGAUCGCCGCCCUCGGUUUGGACCCCGCUGCAGCUCUCGGACCUGGAGGGGAACGCGAAGGAGACUCGGUCGCUAGCGACGAAGAAAAGGAACACAUUGACACAAGCUAUGCGCGCAGCUACAAUUUAGAUCAGUCAGGCGAUGGACAUGUUUUGUGGAAAGGAAUCGGCGACGACGACAGCAAGGUGAUGACAUUGCUCUCCCGAAAGCUUCUCGAGAAGGCAGCAGCCCGACGCCGAAAGAGCAGCGGAUCCCGGGGGAUGGGUAAGAGCUUCGUUGAGAGUGUAGACGAGGGCACCCCAUCUGGAAUCGAACUGUUCCGCGCAGAAAGAGAGAAAGUUUUGGAAGCUGUAAAAGCGUCAGGCAUCCAGCUCAAGGGGGCGUGGAAUGUGCCUUCUGUGUUUGAAGCGGAGUGGGAAACGGAUGAAUGGCUCUUUGAGUAA